Molecule: messenger RNA, 876 nt
Organism: Striga hermonthica
Lineage: Eukaryota; Viridiplantae; Streptophyta; Magnoliopsida; Lamiales; Orobanchaceae
Source: the annotation of a GenBank genome assembly
AUGUCUGAAGAACUCCGUGAAUUCUACUACCGCCACCUCUUCCAUGACGGCCACCGCCAGACCCCCGCCGACACCACCGCCGACCCAUUCCCCGGCAGCCACUUCCCGGCAGCGACGCCGACCCAUCCCCAAACGUUCGACCCCAACCCCUACCUUAGUUUCUCCGAGAUCCUUCAUGGGACCUCGGACCACAACAAGUAUAUCCUCCCAGACACCUUCGCCGGAGGCCAUAAACCGUCGCCGGAGGCCGCCCCUGGUGGCGGCGAACCGCCCGCCACGCCUAACUCCUCCCUGUCGUCGUCCUCCGUGGAGGCGGCCGCGGGCUUCGAAGACGAGUCGAGCAAGGGAAAGACUAAGAGAGGGGAAAAGAAGGAAAAGCAAGAGAGGUUUGCUUUCAUGACGAAGAGUGAAGUUGAUCAUCUUGAAGACGGGUAUCGAUGGAGAAAAUACGGGCAGAAAGCCGUGAAGAACAGCCCUUAUCCCAGAAGCUACUACAGAUGCACGACCCAGAAAUGCCCAGUGAAGAAACGCGUGGAGAGAUCAUUUCAAGACCCCUCGAUUGUGGUUACCACCUACGAGGGGAAACACAAUCACCAUGUCCCUGCGAACCUCCGUGGGCACGUGGCCCGCAUGCUUGCCCCAUCGAUGUUUGCCUCAUCUCUCGAAACUUGCGGCCCAAGCUUCCCGCAGGAACUCUUGCUUCACCAGAUGCCCGAUCACCUCUACGGUUAUAAUAACAUCAAUGGCGGCAGUUCCAACAAUUUGUACCAUGAACGCACAUCAACCCCACAUAACCAUCACCAGUUUCAGCAGUUUCCAGAUUACGGGCUUUUGCAGGAUAUAAUUCCUCCCGUGUUCCCCAAGCACGAGCCUUGA